UGGCUGGACUCGGUUCGUCUCUCGGCUUUCUCUCCUCGACCGAACAAGGUGUGUGCGUUGUGUGCUCCCGCUGAAGCCAUCCGAAAAAAGUGGAAGAUUUUUUUUCCAUUUUUUCACACCAAUUUUUCCAGCGAGGAAGUCGAAGUAGUAGAGCUUAAAUUCGACGCAAAAGUACCGUUUUCCAGCAACGCAAAAGUUCAGCUGUAAAGUGAAACCGGAAAGUGAACGCCCCGAGCAACGCGAAACCCCAAUCUGCAAGGUGACCAAGUUGGAAGUGAAAAAUUUUUCCACCUUCCCGAUCGCCAUCUUUUUUCUUCGAUCGACUCCGACACCGUGUGAGUGAGAGUGUGUGUGUGUUAGUGUUCGUGUCAACCCCAAAGCGGAGCGCUAGGCCAGACGGGAACUAUUCCUCCUCUGCGAAAGUGUUUUCGUGCGACAGUCGCAGCGCAGCAGACAGACGAGAGAACUAAACGGGGAAAAAGUGCACUAGAAAGCCAAUGCGCAGCGAGGAAUAAGAAGUGAAAUAGUGAAGAUUUGUGGACCGGCGUCAAGCAGAUUCGCAUUAGAAGGAAGCAGUCACACCAGAGAGGACAAAGCUCAGUUUUAAUACAAGGCAGUUCUCUACGCAGCGAACGAACAAGUCCCAUUUUGUGUCGGCUCUGCGAGGAAGGGAAAGCACGAGAAGAUCUCUAUAAUAAUGCAGUUCCAAGGAAACGGACAACCCCAUCCGGGAGGUUUUCGCCCACGUGGCGAUAAGCCAGAUUUCUACGGUGGAAACGGUGGCCCCGGAGGCAAACCACACUUCAUGAACAAACCCGGUGGACCACCCACGAUCCCGCCCUUCAAUCCGAACGGAUUCGGUGGACCGAAGCCCAUGUAUGGCAGUGGACCUAACGGACCGGCCGGUGGUCCCGGCCGUUUCAACAAGUUCCGCCCGAACACCUACGGCGGUGGUCCCACAGAACUCGGCGGAAUGGCGCCAAAGAAGGACUUUGGUGGACCGAAGAUGUUCGGCACGGGCGCUCCAGCUGGAAUGGGAGCGAUGAACGGUAAGCCGAUGUACGACAAACCUUUCGAUGCUUUCGGAGGCCCCAAAAAGUACAACUCCAUGCCAAAUUCGUACGGAAACAGAAAUGGUUACGGCCCGAAGCCGGACUUCAACAACAUGAGCAAAGAGGAACGGGCCAAGAUUCAGUCGCUGAAGGCCAAAUUCCCCGGACAAGGACUGGUGAAGCCGAUCUGGAAGGAUCUAGAGCCAUUCGAGAAGGACUUCUACGUUCCUCACCCGAACGUGAUGGCUCGGACACCGGAAGAAGUGCAGGCGUUCCGCGAGCGCAUGCAAAUCACCGUCAUGGGCAACAGCGUGCCCCAUCCGUCCCAGGACUUUGAGGAAGGCAACUUCCCCGACUUUGUCAUGAACGAAAUCAACAAAAUGGGCUUCCCAAGUCCGACGGCCAUCCAGGCUCAAGGCUGGCCCAUCGCUCUCUCCGGUCGGGAUUUGGUCGGAAUCGCUCAGACGGGCUCGGGCAAGACGCUGGCCUACAUGCUGCCCGGUAUUGUGCACAUCGCCCACCAGAAGCCACUGCAGCGUGGUGAAGGCCCGGUAGUGUUGGUGCUGGCGCCAACCCGUGAACUGGCCCAGCAGAUUCAAACCGUGGUCCGGGACUUUGGCACCCACUCGAAGCCGUUGAUUCGGUACACUUGCAUCUUCGGCGGAGCACUGAAGGGUCCUCAGGUUCGUGAUUUGGAACGUGGAGUUGAAGUGGUGAUUGCCACCCCUGGACGUCUCAUCGAUUUCCUCGAGCGGGGCAUCACCAAUUUGCGCCGUUGUACUUACCUGGUGCUCGAUGAAGCCGAUCGUAUGUUGGACAUGGGCUUCGAGCCUCAGAUUCGCAAGAUCAUCGAACAAAUCCGACCGGAUCGACAGGUGCUGAUGUGGUCCGCCACGUGGCCCAAGGAAGUUCAGGCGUUGGCCGAAGAUUUCCUGCAUGACUACAUCCAGAUCAACAUCGGAUCGUUGAAUCUUUCGGCCAAUCACAACAUCCACCAGAUUGUGGACGUGUGCGAGGAGAACGAAAAGGAGGGCAAACUGCUGUCGCUGUUGAAGGAAAUUGCUAGCGAUGUCAACAACAAGAUCAUCAUUUUCGUCGAAACCAAGAAGAAGGUGGAAGACCUGCUGAAGAAUAUCGUCCGGGAUGGAUAUGGUGCGACGUCGAUUCACGGUGACAAGUCCCAAUCGGAGCGUGAUUACGUGCUGCAAGAUUUCCGCCACGGAAAGAGCACCAUUCUGGUGGCCACCGAUGUUGCCGCACGUGGCUUGGACGUGGAAGACGUGAAGUAUGUGAUCAACUUUGACUAUCCGAAUUCCUCGGAAGAUUACAUUCACCGAAUCGGACGAACGGGUCGAUGCUCGUCGUACGGAACGGCUUACACGUUCUUCACGCCCGGCAACGGUCGGCAGGCGCGCGAAUUGCUCUCAGUUCUGGAGGAAGCAGGACAGCAACCGACGGCGCAGCUGAUCGACUUGGCCAAACAGGCUCCAGGAGGUAAGGGUGGACGAAGCCGAUACAACGUCCGAGGUGCGUUGACUUCCGGAGGAUACAAUCGGGAUCAGAACGGUUUUGGAGGUAACAGGAUGUUCCAGAAGAAGCCUUUCGAGAAUCGAUUUGGAGGUCCUCCAUCCAAUGGAAUGGGACCGAACCGGUUCAACAAUCCCGGACCGAACAAAUACGGCGGACCUGGUGGAUACCGAAGUGAAAACAGUUGGAAUAAGAACACUGGAGGUUACCAGACGGUUCCUUCGCAUCAGGCACAGAACGGAACGCCACAGCAGUCGCCACCGCAGCAGCAGUUGUACGAACCUCACCAGCAGAUGCGAUUCCAUUCGAAGAACACGAUGUACCAGAAUCCGAAUCAGUACGAAGAUUUCUCCAACCAAAUGAUCGGAGGAGCUCCGCAGACCUUCAAUGGCCAUACCGGCACACGUUUCUAUUCGAACAAGCCCCAUCAGGGUGCUGGUGGAAUGCAGCAGACUCAGCUUGGUGGUCCAGGUGGCCGUUAUAAUCCGAACAACCAGUACAACGGUGAUGUUGGUCCGAAGCCAGCUGGUGGACGUCCCCCGUAUCAGCCGAAGCAGCAACAGUUCACCAACAGCUACGCGACCGGAUCGGCUAAUCCGUACCCAGCACAGUUGGCAGCUGCGGCUGCUGCGGCCGCCGCUGCUGUCGGUGGUGGACAAACCAUUCCAACGGCUGGAUUCACCGGAUACGAUCCGCUGGCUGGCGUUCAGGGAGCGAUGGGUACUUUCACUUCAUCGUACCAAAUUCCAGCCGCUGCUGCGUACUACUCGUACCCAGCGGCCGCUGCUCCGCCGCCACCCCAACAAACCCAGGCCCCUCCGGUCGUUCCACCGGUCCAGCAGUAAGCUCGCCGCUUCCGAAGGUAUACAAACACAUUUAUACAACCAACAUAUUGCUAAGCAUGAGAAUUUAAACAUUUUUCAGCAAGAAAGCUCGUUAAUUUCCAUACUUUUAACUUAUUAACCGCAACGGAAGGUGUUCGUUUUCUUUUCGUGAAGAGAAUAAUCUUCCCUAUAAUUAGGCAUUGCGCAAACUGUGUGUUUUUCUUUUUCACCUUUCGUAACGUUUAGAAGGACUUCAACUUUCUCCCCGAUAUAUCUAUUAUGUGAAAGCAUUCAUUCUAUUGGAAGGAAUAAUAUCUUAGAAUAAUAUUAUUGUGAAUCUAAAUAAUGUGAAAUUACAACAACCGAUUGAGGAAAGCUUGGAUAAACACAAGAAAGCGAUUAUAUAUUAAAAAAUGGACGUUUUGUCUUUUAGCGAGUGUGGUCGGUGGUGGUCCACGCGACCGGAGAGGGGGUCCUUCCCUCUCCUUCACGUAUGUUUGUUAGAUUGUAAGCGUAAUUACACACACACAGUAAAAAAAAGAAACACAAGCUAUACACACUCGAAAGCCGAGAGAGAAAACAAAUUUAAUCUUACACAAACACGUAUAAAGUUACAUAAAAACAUAAUAUUACAUUGCAUUCAGGCAUUGGUAGUUUUACACACAUCUCUAUUUAUUGAACGAGGAAAUAUUCAUACCUAAGCAGACGAAACAACAAACGCUAUGCAUUUUCCAACGUGUAUAUUCUCAUUAGGUUCCUUUUCGUUGUGUUAUGAGUUCGGUGAUGUGAGGAUGUUUAAUUUUUUUUUACUUCUUGUCCGACCUGAACUGAACCACCAAAGUUAGGGAUUUUUCUUUCGGUUUUGCAAGUGUUUUGCUGAUUGUUGAUCCUGGUGAUGGGUGGGAAGGUUAGUUUGAUCAUUUGCUUACUUUGAUACUCAGAGUUUUAAUUUGGAAUGUGGGACAUGAAUGAAUGAAAAGUAGUAAAACCUUCCCCCGCGCUGACGCCCAGCGUGCCUGUCAUUGACCGCAAUGCACGGCUACGGUUAACUAAACGUCGUCGGAAUUUCGUCAACAUUUUUAAAUUUGUAACCAAAAGCACAGAAGUUUUGAGAUUUGGUAGAAACUCGAAGAUCAAUAGGGAAAUUUCAAAGCAAAAUCUUCGAGUUUUCAUUCGAAAUUUCGGUUGUUAAGUUUAUACACGUUUAUAGUGUUUUAUUUGGCAUAACAGCGAGGCGUAUGGUAUAACGCCAGUUAUGUAUUUUGAAUACUCUUUUUUGCAAUGCGAGCUGAAUUUGGAUUAUUUUAGCAUCAAGAUGCACGACUAAUGCUGUUAUCAGUUUUGGUAAACUUGGGUUUUUGAGUGAUAACAAGCAAUAGUUCCGGAUCCGUCCUCCACAUUACCGAUCUACAAUAAAGCAAAACGCGAAUGAUAUCAUUCGGAAAAAGAAUAACCGUGUCGAUUAGCAGCUGUAAGUAGGAAGUUAAAUUUUUCGUUAAAUAUUCACUGAAAUCAUACAAGAACAAAAUCACACUUCCACGAAACACGUAUUCAUUGUAUGACACGGUGCGUAAGAAAAUUAGGGGUUUAACAAAUCGGUUCUAUUGGCGUUGGAAUACUUCGCACCAAUAGCUAUCCGUGUCACCGGGGACACCGGGCGGUCCCCACAGAGUCAACAAUUCCAAAACUACCCUCCUUUCCAUAUCCAAAGUAUGUAUGUGAAACGUUUGGUACAAAGCAUUGAAAGUGUGCAAAAAAGCGAAUGCAUCACGCAUACACACCCGUAAAUGGCAUGGUGGAAUACCUGUAUGGGGUGACCAUCUUGCCAAAGUAACCUACCGCAAAAAAAGGGCGCAUUCGGAGUUCGUAUAGAUAAGUUCGCCGGAAAAAGCGAACACACAGGAACUAGAAAAUUUAUUCUAAAAGAAAAAUUUCAACAGCAGAACCAGAAUACAACGCAACCCAAAAAAAGUGAGGAAACAGAAGAGAAAGCUGUUUCUCCAGAAAAGAAUAUUUUACUGCCGACAGACGUCACCGGAACGCGGUGACGUUUGGUGGCAAUUUACAAGAAAUACAGACAAUUACAAAGGAAACCAAUCUGCUACGUAAGUAAGAGGAUAAACCAAGAGAAGCGUAACGUGAAAAAGAGUAAAAGACUAGUGGAUAACUAGAAUACUAAUGAGAACGGAUAGGCAAAAAUCGAUAAGAGCAAUUAGAGACGGCGAGCGCCUAAGAUUUAAGCGAAGAUAUAAACUUGUGUGAUAAACGUUGAUGUCACUUGUGAGAAUGAUAAUGAUAUAAUAACAACAGAAAACAAUACAAAAACUGAAGUACGCAAACAAACAGAACAAAAACACACAAUGAAGGCAAGAGACUUGAAAACUUUUUUGUUUUAUUUAAUGAAAUUUGUGAUAUUCGUAAAUAUUUCCUUUCGCGUAUCUGACACAUCGCGCCAGCAUUAAUUUAGAAAAAAAAAAGCUAAACCCCCGGCAACCUGGAGAGAAAGUCGAGAAAGUAAAUUCGCGCGCGUAUCAUUGACAAACAACACAGCAGACGUGACACAUGUUUACGAGAAAAAGCAUGCGAACAAGUCCAAAGCGGGCGAAAAUCGGUCGCAUUCGAAGCGUCCACAGCUCCGUCUGAGAAUCUGUGUAAUAGGCUAUGUAGUAAUGUUUAGAGGCCACAUUCCUUUAAAAGAAGCAAACUGCUGCGUGUUGGGCCCCCUUCUCGGGCGGUAUAUCUCAGUAGUUGUUAGGUUUUUCUCUCAUUGAAAACACACAUACACAAUUCAGUACCUGUUCAAAGUCGGAAAAAGUAAAACAAGAAUCACGCAAAAAAACAUAGACGCGAAAACGUAGUUGACGAGAGCAAAGUGAAUGAUGAAAAGACGAAUUUUAAUUUAAGCAUCAAUUUGAGAGAUGAAAAAUGCAAACUGUUCAAAUUGUUUAUGGGAAAUAUGGGGACAAAUAACAGUAAUCAACAGUCGUCAGUUGAAUACCGGUAGUAGUUAAAAAGCAUGGAUUUCCUUCUCACACAAAUCUAGUCCGAAAAAACUGUUGUUUUAUUUUGUAUUUUUAUUAGAAUUUAUCAUACAUAGGGGAAAUCCAACGUGUGAUAACGUGAAUAGCGCCACUGUCGUUGCGAAAAGUGGCAUUUUUAUGGUUCUUUUUUUUUUACGGAAAAUACAAGAAAAAUGAAGAGAUGAGACUAUUUUCAUCAAUUCUCGAUGAUGAUGCGAGAAAAGUACUAGCAAAAACCAAACACAAAGAGUAAUUUAGGAAAAGAUAGUAGAACAGCAACGCGCAAUCAAACAACCACUAGUACCUAAGUGGAUUGUUAGUCUUCCCGCUAGAGGGCACUCGGCAGUGGUAUUUUCAUCUGCUUCAAAACGAGGGACUCUUUCUCGUUCAGCGCGCGCACUGUUAUUGAAUGCAUGGCAUCCACAUGACAUUUACUAGCACGAAAUCGAACGAUAGAUUUACAGCAGAAAACAUGAACGGAUAACCAUAACCAAAUUGCCUUUAAAUGAACUGUGAUCGUAUCAAAUCUCGUCUCGUUCCUUUUUCUCAUCACUUUGUUGUAAGAGGACAAGUUCGUAUAACUCCCCCUUUUCGACGGGGGAUCAAAACUCAUUUUUUACACCUUCAUUUGUUAUAUCACCUACAAAUCUACUAUAUUUUUUGUUAUUUACAAAAGCUAAUAAGUACUAGAACAAUACAUUCGUGUGUGAUUCGGAGUUGUUCAUACUCUGGCUGACUGAUUAUUGUUGUUUAAGAACUACUAGUUAGAAGUGUUUAAAAUACAUUCAAUUGACACAAAAAUGAAAUGUAUGCCAAAAGUAUUCAUAUUGAUACACAAACGAAGGAAAUUUACUUUAUGUUAAAAUCGAAACGAAAUGAAAAAUUAAAAUUCGUCAAAUUGUUCCUGAUCGAAAACCACGUGGUAUUUUUAGUUCUCAUAAAGCUAGAAUCAUUAAACAAACCUAUGAUAACAAAACAGAAGAAAUUUACUUCUCUCGAGUAUCGUAACACAAACAACACAAAUGUUGCAAUAAAACAAAAAAGUUAACCAGAAAACUUUCUUUCACAACCAAACCAACGCAGUACUAGAACAUGGAUGCGCAGGCAAAUGCGCUGUGUUCACACUUCUACCGAAACACAAAACAAAAACUUUCGUUUUACAAGCAAGAUCCGUACUCUCUUGCGCUUUCCAUUGGGUGAUAUUGUGAUAACCAUCAGAAAGAGAGUAUGUCGUCGUAGAAGACAGGUGAAACAGCCAAGCAAAAACGAACAAAAGAGUCAUUAUCGAUAUACAAAACAAAAAGAAAAAAACUCGCAUCUGUGAAAAAAUGACAACCGAAUUAACAAAUAUAAAAAAGAAACAAGACACACAUACAAAACAGAGAAGCAAAUCGGGUAACUUUGUAAUACAUUGUUGUUUGUAAGCGAACCACACACACACACACACAAUCUUAUAGGGAGGAUCUUGACGGCGUUUGGCCAGCCAAGAUCGUUCGGAACAUUUUGUGCAACCUUAUGUGAAGGUUUUGUGCGCGUCUCGACGCCCAUCCCGCGUCGAAAGAGAAUUUUUAGGAAAAAUAUGAAAAUUGAAACACUGAAAACAGCAGAGAACCAAACGCUCGCCUCUCUAGGAAGAAAACAAAAAAACCAACAACAACAACAACCAUUAUUGUUGAUUGAUUGAUUGACAAGGAAAUCGAAUCAAAAAAAAGUGUCGAGGAGGAAAAUGUUUUAUUUAUCCUAAAACAUAAGAAUUGUAUCACUUCUUAUUUAUGAAGCUAUUUUUCAUAAAACGAAAAAGUAAAACACGCCAGAUACAUUUUUUGGUAUCCAGAAGCCAAGGCAAACAAAAAACUACGAUCUGUGAGAGUAUGAUGAAGCGUCGUCAUGAAAAAAAGAUGUUUUUUUUUUAUUUGAAAAAUGCAUAAACACACUGUAAGAAAAUCUCGCGUGUGUGAUGAAGCGAAACGACGGUGAGGUCGUAGUAUUCGGCAAUAUCUCCGUUUGAGCGUUCGCCGGAUUGGAAGAGAAAAUAUGGUUCUGUACGAACUCUACUUACAACAACCCAUCUGGUUUGGCGCCUUUCGCGAGCGUCUCACAUAUUUUGCUGCUCCACUAGCAGAUACUGCUUAGAUGAACCGGAACAUGUCAGAAAAUUCAUGAAUUAAAUCGUUUAAUAAACAAGCAAACCGUGAACUAAUAAAACAUUAUCAAGUUUAAUGGGCAAAUUAA
Aedes albopictus (Asian tiger mosquito) is the source of this 8655-nucleotide messenger RNA. RefSeq lists its product as uncharacterized. Gene Ontology annotation, cellular component: cytoplasm; nucleus; ribonucleoprotein complex. The record is from RefSeq and is a predicted model, not a curated record. Lineage: Eukaryota; Metazoa; Arthropoda; Insecta; Diptera; Culicidae. Gene Ontology annotation, molecular function: RNA binding; RNA helicase activity; ATP binding. Bases 698 to 3424 code for a protein of 908 amino acids. The transcript is spliced from 5 exons.